Xenia sp. Carnegie-2017 is the source of this 6433-nucleotide messenger RNA. RefSeq names its product myoferlin-like. The record is from RefSeq and is a predicted model, not a curated record. Gene Ontology annotation, biological process: plasma membrane organization. Gene Ontology annotation, cellular component: membrane. NCBI's taxonomy places the organism in Eukaryota, Metazoa, Cnidaria, Anthozoa, Malacalcyonacea, Xeniidae.
UUUUCACAGUCAGUGGACACAGAAAAAUUUCUAUAGCAGAACAAAAUCAGCAGGAUGGCUACGACUCUGUCUAAAAUAUGGUGCUUCUGCAAGAAAAGCAUGCUUACGCUUGACAACUUUUUAGUUGUAGUUACUAAAGAAACAAAUAGAAUGUGCAUUGUCGAAUUUUACCGUUUGCGAAGUAUCGUUGGAAAGGCUGCCGCCAACUCCCUUCUUAAAAACCCUUAUACGCACUCGCAAACAGUAUGCCCAUCUUUGCUAAACAUACCAGCAAAGUGUCGACCCUGAGAAUCGUCGACAUCAAAGCAAAGUCAUUGCCAAAUCUUGUUCGAUUUGCUCGAAAAGAAAAAGGAACAAAAACUGAUCCAUUUGCGUUGAUCGUAUUCCAAGGAAUAACUAAAAAAACUGAAGUAAUUCAAGAUGAACUAAAUCCAGUAUGGAACGAGUCAUUCGAAUGGGAUUUGCAAGGAAGAUCUUUAGUGCCCGAAGAUAACCUAGUCGUGCAGGUGAAAGACUGGGAACGAGUCGGUCGCAACAGACUUCUGGGUACAGCGACUAUUUCUCUGCGAGAUUUAGUCCGCAAUGACUGUAAUAGCAUGCAAGCUGACGUUAGCCUUCUGGAUGGCAAUCAACGUACAACACAGGCUAAGCUGUCCAUGCAACUGGAAUACAUUCCUCCGGCGUCAAAAGAACCAAAAAAGGACGGUGAAGACGAUGAAGAGAAUGUUACUAACGAGGAUGUUGCAAACUUAGGGAAAGGUGGAAUACGGAAGAUAAGAAAAGCAAGAUACGAGCUCUCGGAUAAACCACAAGAUUUUCAGGUUCGAAUCAAGGUGAUCGAAGGUCGUCAAUUGUCCGGUCAGAACAUCCAUCCUGUUGUUCGGAUCAGUGUCUCCAACCAGGUUCGCCAAACCCGUGUGAGAAAGUCGACAAACAAGCCGUUCUAUAACGAGAUAUUCUUCUUUAACUUUCAAAUGAAUCCAUCGACACUUUUUGAUGAAAUAAUCUCAUUUGAGGUGUUUAAUUCACGCAAGCUUCGUGCAAACGCGCUGAUUGGGUUCUUUAAAUUGGACGUGGGAAUGGUUUACGACGAAGAUGGACAUGCUUUUAGUCGAAAGUGGAUUUUGCUGACCGAUCCUGAAGAUAAAAUGGGCGGUGUUAAGGGAUAUUUGAAGACGUCCAUUUGUGUUCUUGGUCCAGGAGAUAAAGCUCCAUCUAUGGAAGAUGUGGAGUACACAGAUGAAAGCAGUGACGAUGUUGAAAACAAUCUUUUGUGUCCUGCUGGAGUUAGCUUACGACCUGGAAUGUUUUCAUUGAAAGUUUACAGAGCUGAGGACAUUCCCCAAAUGGACUCUGGAUUUGCGCAAGGCGUCAAGAAAAUUCUCAGUGUUGGGGAAGAAGUGAAGGAGUUAGUUGAUCCGUAUCUGGUGUUUUCUUUUGCUGGAAAGAAGAGAAAAACGAGGACCCAUUACAAUUCUGAUCAUCCAGAAUUCAACCAAGAACUUCAUCUUCCCUUUAAGUUUCCAUCUAUGUGUGAGAGACUGAGGCUUCGAUUGUUUGAUUGGGAUCGUUUGACGAGGGAUGAUUGCAUUGGAACUGUACAUCUUCCUAUUUCAGAGAUAUCUGGACAAGGAACAGAUGGUUUCCUACCGACGCUUGGACCUUGUUUUAUUAAUUUUUAUGGCUCCACAAGAGAGUACAGCGAUCUGCCUGACGAAUAUGACGAGCUUAAUUUGGGACAGGAUGAAGGAGUUGCUUAUAGAGGACGUCUGCUGGUCGAGUUGGAAUCGUCUUUGAAUUGUAAAAUUAACGAGCCUGUGGAGGACAUACAGAGUACAGAUAUUGUUCGAAUACAGCCGUUUCUCAGGCGACGAAAGUUCAAAUUAUUUGCAUGUUUUUUGGAGGCGCUCAUGAUAAGCAUCCAGGAUUCUCCCGUUGAGUUUGAAGUCAGUAUAGGAAACUACGGCAACAAGCUUGAUAAGUCGGUUGAGCCAUCGUCAUCCACAACACCGCCGACAAACGCCAUCUUUGAUGGAUGUCACUAUUACUACUUACCCUGGGGUCACACAAAACCGUGUAUAUCAGUGGACAGUCACUGGGAGGAUAUAUCAUUUCGACUGGAUCCUUUGAACAUCUUGCUUGAGAUAUGUGAAAAGCUGGAAAGCAACAUUGAAAGAGUCGAGAUAAGUUUGGAAUCUAGUGAAACGUUGGCUGAAACCGCUAUCAUAUUUAUUGCAUUGUUGGAUGAUUUGAUCGAAGACUGCAAAAAGACGUUGCCUCCAUUGAAAGCCAAAACGCUUGGUGUCAACGAACUUGAUAUUCACCUUCAUGAAGCUAGAAAACUUGAAAUGCAAUCCAUCGGUAACGAGGCGGCAAGACUGCGUCGAGUUGCAACGGAUAUUUCCGAAGCUCUGACGGAAGUCAAUGGAUUUUUGAUUCGUUUGAAGGACAUCACUAUCGAGCCUCAGAACUCCAUCCCCGAUGUAAUAAUCUGGAUGUUGAGUGGUUCUAAACGAGUGGCUUAUUACAGAAUACCUGCGUAUAGGUUGCUAUACUCAAAAAACAGCGCUGCCAAGGGCAAAUAUUGUGGCGAGGAGUUAGAUGUUAUCCUUAAAUAUCCAGGCAAAAAAGGCAAAAAUGUCGAGGAUUUUCCAGAGGUACCGGCCUACUUGCGUGUCAUGAUUUGGUUUGGAUUAGAGGAGGAUCAAGAGGAUUGGACGUCACGUGAGGAAGUUGAAGGAGAUUUCUCAGUCUUUGCCGAAACUUACGAGAAUCAAAUUUGCGUGUUGGGUUCGUGGACCUCGAAAGGCUGUCCUCGCCCCGCUUUUUCCAACGCAAGAGGAGAUCUUUCAUUACCAAAGUCCUGUUUCAAUCCUCCCGAUGGUUGGCAGUGGGAAGGUGGUUGGUUCAUAAGUCCAGAGCUAAGUUUAACAUAUGAUCGCGAUUCUGGUCACAAGAGUUUUCUCGAAGAUGCAUUCGAGAACGAAUCUCGCAUUCUUGGUGGAUCUUGGCAGGAUGCUGUUCCAGCAUGGACUGAUGUUAAAAGUGACGCUAUCACUCCCCGUCAUGAAAUAAGCUGCCCCCCCGGUUGGGUUUGGACAUCUGAAUGGAAAAUUGACUUGAACAGGGCUGUUGAUGAAAAAGGUUGGGAAUAUACUGUGGAAGCAACGUUAGCAAGCUAUGGUCCUGUUGAAAAAAUGUAUCACUUGUGUCGUCGACGAAGAUGGAUUAGGGAACGAAAACUGAUUAAAGAAAUAAAAAAAGACUCCGAUAAACAAAACGCGGAUAUGCGAGAGGGCUGGGAAUACUCAACAGUCUUCACAACUCGUUUCCAUGCCACCAAUCGUAAAAUGGAUCUCGUUCGCAGACGACGAUGGCAUCGCAAGAUGACCCAAUUAACCCCUAGUGCUCCCGCCGUGUUUCAUAUUAGUAGUCAGGAGGGAAAAGAACUUUGUCCUUUAUUGAACGCCCCACGAAUGUUCAUCACUUUUGAAAAACCACACAAGUAUCAGUUACGAGCUUACGUGUAUCAAGCGCGGGAUUUGAUUCCCUCUGACUCUUCUGGAAUGUCAGAUCCAUAUGUUCGUGUAUCAUUCGCCAACUCGAGUCAGGCCACUGCAAUUCUUCAACAGACAUUGUGUCCCACUUGGGACACGACUCUAAUCUUCGACAAUAUCCCUAUCUACGGUGAUGUAAGAGGUGUACAAACUGAUCCUCCUCAUGUCGUCCUGGAGUUUUUCGACCGGGAUGCAGUUGGAAAAGAUGAGUUUAUCGGCCGUACAAUUGUUAAACCGACAGUGAAAUUAAACGGUAACGAACCUCCAUUGCCCAUACUCCUGUGGUAUGACAUUAGGAAAGGGGAAGAAGAAGCUGGAGAACUACUUGCGGCAUUUGAACUGUUCUUGGAUGAAGGAGCUGACCUGCCAUUUGCUCCCCCUUUGAAAAACGAUUAUUAUCUAGUUCCCAGUGGCAUAAAGCCUGUUUUGCAAAGAACUGCAAUCGAGGUUUUAUGUUGGGGCGUACGAAACAUGAAAAAGUAUCAGUUGUCGAAGAUUUCAUCUCCCAGCAUCGAGUUUGAAGUUGGCGGUCACAUCAACGAGUCUACGGUCAUAAUGAAUACUGCGAAGAAUCCAAAUUUUGAGCAGCCGUUGUUCUUUUUCCAAGUCCAUCUUCCUCGCGAGGAUUUAUACAUGCCCCCAAUGAAUAUCAAGGUUCGCGAUAACCGUUCAUUUGGUCGUAAACCUGUCGUUGGUUUGUGUCUUAAGUCACUUCAUCGUUAUAGACGUGAACCACGUGAUCAUAUCGAUGGUCAAGAUGUUCAAGGUUCUCCACUCCCAGAGAAACGUGGAUCACACGUCUUGGAAAUCAAGGAAGAGAAGAAGAAAAAGAAACACGAUUCCGAGGAAGACCUUGAUUGGUGGUCCAAGUACUUUGCUUCAGUAGGAGAUUUGACAAAGUCCGACUAUCUUGAGAAAGGCUACAAUAAGAUAAAGAUUUACCCCUGUGAGUUGGAGAAAGUCGAAUCCUUCGAGAGGUUUGAAGAUUUUGUACAGACAUUUACGAUUCGCCGAGGAAAAAAUCGGACUAGAGAGGAAAACAGUGAUCAAAUUGUUGGAGAAUUUAAGGGAACUUUUCGAGUGUAUCCACUGCCCAACAACCCUAAGGAACCUCUACCUCCGAAGCAUUUAAAUAACCUACCUCCCAGCUCUCCUGUUGAAUGUAUCAUUCGUCUAUACGUCGUAAAGGGUAUUGACCUUCAGCCCAUGGAUGCGAACGGAUUGGCUGAUCCAUAUUUGAUUGUGGAACUUGGUAAACAGAAGUUUGAUAAUCGAGAUAAAUAUGUUCCGAAUACUCUCAACCCAAUCUUUGGAAGGAUGUUUGAGCUCACGGCCACCUUUCCUAUCAACAAAGAUCUUUGCGUCCGUGUCAUGGAUUACGAUGGGAUCUCUCGCGAUGAUGUCAUUGGUGAAACGAUCAUUGAUUUGGAAAAUAGAUUCUUGUCGAGACAUAGGGGUACCUGUGGUUUGCCCGAAACCUAUUGCAUAUCUGGCACAAACCAAUGGCGUGAUUCUUUAAGUCCCAAGGAAAUACUUUCCAAAUGGUGCGAAAGUGAGAACCUUUCGAAGCCUUACUAUAUCGGCAACACACAAGUUAUUGUCAACCAUCAAACAUAUUAUCUGACUGAAUUUGAGCGAGGUCUAACGGUCCACUCUCACAUGGGUCCACCAAGCCAAAGAUUGGCUUUACAUGUUCUUCAUUCUUUUGGCAUCUUCGUUCCGGAACAUGUGGAAACACGACCAUUAUACAAUCGUAUUCAACCUAGCAUUGAACAGGGAAAGCUUCAAUUGUUUGUUGAUAUAUUUCCAAAAGGACUUGGCAAUCCCGGGCCGCCAUUCGAUUUAUCUCCUAGAAAACCCAGUGCCUUUGAGCUGCGAGUGAUUAUUUGGAACACGAGUGACGUCAUCUUGGAUGAUACGUCAUUUAUGGGCGAAAAAAUGAGUGACAUAUACUUGAAAUGUUGGAUAGCAGGAAUUAACGAAAAGCAAAAAACCGAUGUUCACUUUAGAUCUCUGAACGGGGAAGGAAAUUUCAAUUGGAGGAUGAUUUUCCCUUUCGAAUAUCUUGCUGCAGAAAAAAUUAUGGUUAUCCACAAGAAGAGCCAUUUUUGGAGUCUUGACUAUAGGGAGGAACGCUUACCGCCGACUUUGAUCAUACAAGUCUGGGAUAAUGAUUCAUUUUCGCCCGAUGAUUUCCUAGGCUCUGCCGAACUUGAUUUGAACAAAGUUAUAAAGCCGGCAAAGAAGGCGAGAAAAUGUGGUCUUCAUCAAAUACCCGAUUUGGAAGAUGUAAAAUUUCUGAGCAGCGAAAAUGAAGCAAUUUCUCUCUUUGAGCAGAAAAGAAUGUACGGUUGGUGGCCGAUGAUUGGCGAAGAUGGAGAAAAAAGGAUAUUAGCAGGUAAAGUUGAAAUGUCCUUGGAGUUGCUGACCGUUGAAGAGAGUAAAGCCAAGCCGGCUGGUACGGGACGCAAUAAACCAAACACUAAUCCUGUGUUAGACGAACCUCAGCGCCCGGCGACGUCAUUUCGUUGGUUUACGUCUCCAUGGAAAUCCAUCCGUUUUAUAAUAUGGAGAAAAUACAAAUGGCAUAUUUUCGGUCUUAUUUUUCUAUUUCUUAUCCUACUUCUUAUUGGAAUCUUCUUGUAUUCAAUGCCGGGAUAUACUGUGAAGAAACUGUUUAAAGUUUGAAAGUUCAAGACGUCUUUAGUGAAUUAUCUGGUUUCUCGAUUUUGCAGAAAGUAUCACUAAAUAGUGUGAAGACACCUUAUCAGAAGCUGUUUGCUUAAAAAAAACGGAACAAAGUGUGCACAUAGUUAUUUUUAUGCUCAUUCGAAAAAAGGCUUGUGAAUGUCAGUAAAAUUCUGUUUGAUUCAGUA